Messenger RNA from Canis lupus familiaris (dog), 4209 nucleotides. RefSeq names its product zinc finger protein 883-like. The coding region runs from base 1351 to 3246 and encodes 631 amino acids. Gene Ontology annotation, biological process: negative regulation of transcription by RNA polymerase II; regulation of cytokine production; regulation of immune system process. The record is from RefSeq and is a predicted model, not a curated record. The transcript is spliced from 6 exons. NCBI's taxonomy places the organism in Eukaryota, Metazoa, Chordata, Mammalia, Carnivora, Canidae.
UCCAGCAGGGGGUUGCGAGGCUUGGGGGUCUCGCCGCAUCCCAUGGGGGUUCUCCCUGGGCCCGCUGACCUGACCGUAAUCCCUUCGGCUGGAGCUGGGUUGCUGUCAGGGCUUGGCCACCUUGACCUUGCCCUCAGCUCUGGGGUUUGUGUGUAAGUGAUGAUGGUGUGUACGUGUGUUUAAGUCUGAGCCAUGUCCAGGUCCUUUGCUCGGAAACGGGCUGAGAGCUCGCACAGCCUGGAGCGCUUGGCUGGAAGGUGAGGCAGGUAGGGCCCAAGGCCCUCAGUGCUCCCAGGUCAGAGACCAUCGCGUGCCUCCCCUUGUGUCCUUGCAACCCAAAGCAUGAUGGAACCAUUGCAUAGACUCCAACAGUGUUGAUGCGGGAGGGCGUGGAUGUAAGAGAUCCAUUUGUCUACCAUUUGUCUACUUAUCGAGAAAGCCGUUAUUGCUGGGUGAUGCAACCGUAGGCGAGUUACUGAACUUGGCGUCUCCUGCUCCUUAUCUGUGAAGUGAAGUUUAUUGUUCCUAUCUUAAGUGGUGAUUGUGUGGAUUAAAUGGAAAUUUGAUGUCAAACAGUUGACAGUGCGGGGCACUAGGUAAGGGCUCAAUCAGUAGUAGCAGUUGGGAAUAGUAGGUAUCCACCUCCCCAUUUGUACAUAAAAAGCAACUGACACCCAGGGAGGAAAGUUACUUGUUCCGGGUCAUCUAGCCAUCUGGUACAUAGAAAUGAGAAUCCAGAUACCUUCAUUCCCAGCGGGGCACUUGCCACCAUCGCCUGCUCUUGCAUAUCCUUCAAGCAUGGUGACAAUAUCUUACCUGUUGUCUGUGAUUAUCUGUGUUCCUGGGUGUCUGUCUCUGCAGGGCCUGGGGGAAAGGUUAUAUUGAGAUUCCCCUGUGAAUAGGGCUGCCUGAACCAAGAGUGACUGCUGACCUUGUUGACUUUAGUUUUAGCUCCAAAUAUACUGCUUUAGACUCCCUGAUUACUGUUAUGAAUGGGGUCUCAGACAAUGAAAGAAAGAAUACAAUGAAAAAGAAGAAUUCAACCCAGAAUGUCUUGCUAGAGUUUCUGGGAGAAUGCUGCUAAUCCCCAGGAAGAGACAUGGAGGAUUUGGGUGAAGUUGUUUUACCCAAAUGCUGCAAAGUCUGUGGUGAUGGAGGAUCAGGGCCACAAACUCCAGAACAGAGUUUUUCUUUACAGCAGCCUUGUAUGUGUGGGCCGCUCUGAGACCUUGGGCAAACCAUCAAUUUCCUCAUUUGUAACAAGUGAUUUAUGGAAAGCAUCUGAUACAUUUUCUGCCAUCUAGGGAGUCUGCCCUUUUCCAAAAGGAUAGAUAUCUUGAGGAGGAGAACAUGGCUGCUCUUUUCCAGACAGCGAAGUCCCAGGUAUUUCAGGGCUUGUCAUUCAAGGAUGUGGCUGUGAACUUCACUGAGGAAGAAUGGAGAGAACUGGACCCUGCUCAGAGAGACUUGUACAGGGAUGUAAUGCUGGAGAACUAUAGGAACCUGAUCUCCUUGGGCUUUCCAUUUUCUAAACCUGAUAUCAUCUCCCAGUUGGAACAAGUAGUAAAUCCAUGGAUGCAGAAGGCAGAAUUGCUAAGAAGCAGCUGCAUAUAUUUGGAGACCAGAAAGUCAAACCCAAAGGAGGUAUUUUCUGAAAAAGAAUCAUACCAAGGGAUAAGUAUGGAGAGAAGCACAGGGGCUGAUGCAAGGACUUCUGGUUUGAAAGAAGCCCAGGGAUCUACAGAGAUUAAAGAGAAUGCUCAGGAUAGACUCUGGAAAGAAGCAACAGUUAUCUGCCAGAAAAGAACUUCUAUAGCCAAUAGUACCCCGAAAUGUAUUGAAUCUGGUAGACAUGUUAGUCUGAAGUCAGACAUUGUUAUACAAUCAAGACAUCAUAAGGAAGAGAGACCUUAUAUGUCUGAUGCUCAGGGAAAGAGUUUUAAACAGAAUUCAAAAUUGAUAAGACAUCAGAAAGAUAGCACUUAUGAGAAAGCUCUUCAGUGUAAUGAAUGUGGUAAACUAUUCAGUGAUCGCUCAAUUUAUGCUCAACAUUGUAGAGCUCAUAAUGGAGAAAAAAAUUUGGAAUGUAAUCAGUAUGAGAAGACCUUUGGUUAUGGUAUACACCACCCUGAACAUCAGAAAACUAAUAUUGGAGAGAAAUCUUAUGAAGAUAGGAAAGGGUAUAAGUGGAACUCACAACUUACCACCAAACAUCAUCAGAGUGUUCAUGGUGGGAAGGAAUAUAAUGUGCAUGAAAGAGCCUUAAUUCAGAAUGCACCAUUUAUUCAACAUCAGAGAACCCAACAUGGAGAGAAACCUUAUGAAUGCAGUGAAUGUAGAAAAACUUUUGGUAAUUAUUCAGCCCUAAUAGUACAUCAGAGAAUUCAUACUGGAGAGAAACCAUAUGAAUGCAAGGAAUGUGGGAAAGCCUUUAAUCAUAAUGUCUCUCUUAGUCAACACCAGAGAAUCCAUACUGGAGAGAAACCCCAUGAAUGUAAUGAGUGUGGGAAGGCUUUUAUUCAGAUAACACACUUUAUUCAACAUCAGCGAAUUCAUACUGGUGAGAAACCUUAUGAAUGUAAUGAAUGUGGUAAAGCCUUCAGUCACAAUUCAUCCCGUAUUGAACAUCAGUUUAUUCACACUGGAGAGAAGCCCUACGAAUGCAGUGAAUGUGGGAAAGCCUUCAGUCACAACUCUUCUCUUAUUGUCCAUCAAUUUAUUCACACUGGAGAGAAACCCUAUGAAUGCAGUGAAUGUGGCAAGGUCUUUAGUCAGAGCUCACAUCUCUAUCAACAUCAGAGAACUCACACUGGAGAGAAACCUUAUACCUGUAACAACUGUGGGAAAGCCUUUAGUGAUCGAUCAGCCCUUAUUCGACAUCAGAGAACUCAUACUGGGGAAAAACCUUACAAGUGUAGAGAAUGUGGUAAAGCUUUCAGCCAGAGCUCAACUCUCAUAAAACACACAAAAAUCCACACUGGAGAGAAACCUUACACCUGUAAAGAUUGCGGGAAAGCAUUCAGCCAGAGUUCAUCCCUGACGCAACAUCAGAAGAUUCAUACUGGGGAGAAACCGUUUGAUUGCCACCAGUGUGGGAAAGCCUUCAGUAGAAGCGCCCAUCUUACUCAGCAUCAGAGGAUUCACACUGGAGAGAAACCCUGUGAGUGUAAUGAGUGUGGCAGAGCUUUCCGGUGUAGUUCAGCCCUCAUUAGGCAUCAGAGACUCCACGGGGGAGAAUCACUCUGAAUGUGUGGUCAUUUAGACUCUUUACUUUGUUAAAUACCAAAGAAUCCUAUUUUCAUGGGUUAUUAUAAUUGUGAUCUUUUUUUUUUGGAGGGCUGAGAAUGCUCUCCUCCUGUUUUCUGCAAAGAAUUAGCUGCCAGAUUACCAUAAAUACAUGUGAAGAAAUACUGAUCUGAAAGCUGGAACAGCCCAAGAGACCAACCAUCAAUCUUUCUCUCUGUGUGUGUAUAUAUAUAUUUUUCCGCUGUACCCUAAAAUGACUAAUGUCACCAUGAAGUGAUUUUUUUUUCCUGACCUCAGGAAUAGGCUGUUCCAACAUGCAAAGCAAUUCCAGUUGUUCAAAAUUGAGCUCACUUCCCCUCCUUGUACUGAUUGGAAUACUGCCAUAUCCAAGUUAAUAGACUCAUGGUUGGUCAUAUAUUCGAAUACCACCUUUCUAUAAAUCUUUGCCUUAAUAUAUAAUCAUUCCUACCCCCUAGCAAUACUAUCCUCACUAAAAGGGCUACUUUGAACUCUCCCUUCCUACUGACUUUCCUAUCCGUCUCUUCUAUUUAAAGUGCUUACACAGUGUUAGCUACAGCUUGAUGUUCAACAGGGCUUGAGUUUCAGAGCUGAAGAGCACAACUGAAGAUAGAGAAAAAAAAUUUUGUUCUGAAAAUUUUAAGACAAAAUAUCCUGAAGAAAUGGUGACAUCUGGAAAUAAUUAUUGAAAUACAUGAACAUUUUAGUAACUUUUAGAAAUUGAAGGCAAGAAUAAAAAAAGAGUCCUCCAUAACAGUGACUGCUAUUAGAAUCAGAGCUCUUCAGAUAAUGUUUGUUAACAUCUUAGGCAUAGCCAGGUCCUUCUGAAAACUUUUCUUUCCUGGAGCCAGCUAGUUUGGGUUGUGGAAAAACAUUUGCCCCCUCCUUCAGAGGUCUCAUUUAUGAUAACCCAAUAUAGAACAAAUUUAUUAUGGCUAAAACUAA